UCAUAUAUUUCGGAACAAGCUCUUUCGUAAACCCCGAAGUAAUAAAAUUCAAUUACUGUUAUAACUAAGAAAUAGGCUGAACAAUAAUAUAAAUCUCCUCUCUCUACCUAUUUCUUUUUAAUGAGCUGCUGCUCCGUCAAGGUCGUCGCCUGCUUUAACAAGCAGACAAACCAUUCGCCGCUCAAUGAUGCACUGGGCCCAUUUCCGGAUGAGGUCAUAAUGUCGGCGCUGGAUCGCAUUCUGUACUACUCAGGCGCAACCAAAAUAUGCCACAAGCUCGAUAUGGCUGCCAUGCGGCAAAGCUUGGCUUCUGCUCCGACAGCGGAGGCGACAGCUUGUCCGGCAUUGUGUCCCAAGGUCAGUGGCUCUUCCGUUUGCAGCGGAACAGGCGGGGUGGCUAAGAGCAACAGCAACAGCAGUUUGAGUAAAUAUGCCAGUGCCAAGUCGACGACGAAGUGUAAAUCGCCAACCGUAUCCUGCACUCCACCAAGAACGUCCAGUCAGAGAUCCAAGUGUACCAUAGGCAAGCCCGUGAGCUAUCCACGACUUCGUACGCCACGCGUGGACUUUGCCCAUCCGGUGAGCGAUACUCGCCAGGUCGCUGGCGGCCCAACCAUACCGGAGCGCCUGAAGCGCUCGCUCUCGACCUGCUCCAUAGCAUAUCGUCACCUAAAAACCAAGCUGCAUGAUUGCGGACAAAAAUGGCUGUGGACGCGCUUGAUGCGUUCCGACAAUGGCUGCCACGUCUACGAGGUUUACAAGAACUCGGAUGUGGAACGUGCCCCUUGCAAAAUGUCGGGUGCCAAAGAACCAGUCAUCCUCUUUCUGGUCAUGCCCAACGGCCAAGUCAUGCCAUUCGAAUCGCUGUCGACCUACUAGAGAUUGGAGGCACAGAUAAUAUUAAUAUUUGAUAUUUUGGGUUGAAGCAUAGCUAUUCGAAAUUUCUGUACGCCUAUGUGCAUUACAAUAGACGUUUUUAACGUGUUGUAGCUUAUACAAAAUAGUUUUUAUAAUCAUUAUUUUUUAACAUCUAUAUGGUGCGGAUAGCCACUAAAUUUUAAAAAUUGCGAAAUAAAUUAGG
Drosophila novamexicana is the source of this 1081-nucleotide messenger RNA. RefSeq lists its product as uncharacterized. The coding region runs from base 121 to 879 and encodes 252 amino acids. Lineage: Eukaryota; Metazoa; Arthropoda; Insecta; Diptera; Drosophilidae. The transcript has 2 exons. The record is from RefSeq and is a predicted model, not a curated record.